Molecule: messenger RNA, 981 nt
Organism: Daldinia caldariorum
Lineage: Eukaryota; Fungi; Ascomycota; Sordariomycetes; Xylariales; Hypoxylaceae
Exons: 1
Coding region: 1-981 (326 amino acids)
Source: RefSeq, a predicted model, not a curated record
AUGAAUUCCCAAACAAACGAUAAUAUCAAUUGCAAUCCCGAGCAAGGCGCCCAGGUUAUGGUUAAUCAAAAUGGUCGGUUAUCGAUAACAAUUGAACUGCAGAUCAACCGACAACGCGUACCUACCUCCAACCGGCGUAGAUAUCCGAAUAAAAAUCUUAGGUCAGGUUCUGAAUGCGGCGACCCGGACGCAGAAGGCUUUACCUCGGCGCCGCCUCAGACAGCUCCUAGCCCUCAGCAGCCAAUACGAGUUCCUGUUCCUCAACAGCCAAACCCAGUCGAGCCACACGCUCCUGUUCCUCAACAGCCGAACAAGGCGAAACGCCGAGGUCCUGAUCCUCUAUAUCCGAGCCAAGCGAAGCGGCAGGCCACUGGUCCUCGGACCGUCACAAGCCAAAAUCUUGCUCCGGGGCGAGCGGCAAGCUCCCGAGAUGCGCCCGGAUACCAACCCAAUCUCCGAUACGAGCUUAAGAUGAGAAACGCCAGGAACAGUUUGCUUGCAGGUCCGACUCCCGAUCAUCGCCCGGCACCAGCCGACGCCUAUCGCCGUCCCGUCGCAUCACAUACACGGAACAAUUCGGCAUAUGAGCGCUUGAUGUCCAGGCUAUCGCUGUCACCGACUCCUUCCCGUAACCAGGAACACGACGAUGGACGUGACGAUGGAAGAUACGAUGAUGAACACGUCGGUGAUCAGUGCCGCGAUGAGCAACACGGCGAUAACGAAGCCGUAGGCGAAGGCGAAGAGGCCAAUCAAACUACCUCCCAAGGCGCACAGCCGGGCGAUGCGCCACAGAGGGAGAGACCCACUCGGACCAGGAGGCGCGGGCGACGCAGGAGAAGAAAUUCCGGGCCCGACCAGCAAGACUGGCAGGGAGACCGGUCCAGCCCUCGCAGAGAGGCGAACAGAUCUAGAUCGAGACCUCGCUCCCGCAGUCCCGACAGACGGCCCCGCGACAGUCGCGAUUACCGCGAUCGCCGCUGA